Messenger RNA from Labrus mixtus (cuckoo wrasse), 4872 nucleotides. It is a transcript of the gene pcdh12, whose product is annotated as protocadherin 12. The record is from RefSeq and is a predicted model, not a curated record. Gene Ontology annotation, molecular function: calcium ion binding. Gene Ontology annotation, biological process: homophilic cell-cell adhesion. Gene Ontology annotation, cellular component: plasma membrane. NCBI's taxonomy places the organism in Eukaryota, Metazoa, Chordata, Actinopteri, Labriformes, Labridae. The coding region runs from base 410 to 3937 and encodes 1175 amino acids. The transcript has 5 exons.
UUUCCUGAGUUGAGGAGGAUGAAGUGAGAGGUGGAGGCCAGCAGCUGUAUGAGUGAGUAAGAACAGGAGGAAGGAAAGGGCUGAUGGUGUGUGAACUGAGAGAGAAUGAUACCUUAAACUUUAGCUUCUUUGAUUGUCUCCUUAAUGGUCAGGAGUCUUUUUAAAACCAACACACACUCUUUGGUGUGGAUGUAGUUGUUUGUUUAGUUAGACUAAAGUUGAUGAUUUUAAUUAUCAUUUUGUACAAUGUUUGAUACAGAAAAAUACACCAUUAUUUUUCUUCUAUUUCAAAAGAGGACAGUUUUGAAGACAUUUAAAAUUUAAAGUUAAACUGUUCAGUAUCUCGGUCUUUAAGCUCAUUUUUGGAGAUGUUUUUUUAGCCACUAGACAUUAGAUUAGUUCCAUCAUUAUGCUGCUGGCUCUGCUUCUGCUGAGUCUUUGCUCUGACGCUCACUCCACUGAGCCGUCAUCGAUAACUAUCCAGUACCGGGUUUGGGAGGAGCAGCCACCGGGAACCCAUGUUGGCUGUCUGCUGGACGACCUCCGGCAGAGGGACGAAGGUGGCCCUCUAGAGGAUUUCCAGGUGGUGGAGCACGGAAAAGCCCUUCCCCUAUCUAUCAGCACACGAGAUGGGGUUGUCUCCACCCAAGGCCGACUGGACAGGGAGGAGCUGUGCAGGGGGUCAGACCUGUGCGAGAUGGCCUUUAGUGUCCUCUACAGGAAAAGUGGUGCUAUGAACUGCCUGCGGGUUCGUGUGGAGGUGAUGGACCAGAAUGACCACAGUCCCACCUUCCCGAGUCAGCUGCAGGAAGUGGAGAUCUCAGAGACAGCCAGCCUUAGGAUGCGAAUCCCAUUGGACAGGGCGGUGGAUCCUGACGCAGGACCCAACAGCCUCCAGACGUACUCACUGUCUGUCAACCAACACUUUGCUCUGGAUGUAACUGUUGCUCCAGGUGGGACAAAACAGGCGGAGCUAGUGGUGAUCAAAGAACUGGACAGGGAGGUUCAGGCCUCAUUUGACCUCACUCUGGUUGCUUGGGAUAAAGGGAACCCGCCCAGGUCGGGGAGCACAUUAGUCCGUGUUAAUAUUCAGGACUCAAAUGAUAACAGCCCAACGUUUGAGGACAGCACCCCCACUGUGGAGCUACCUGAGGAUACAGCCCGUGGAACAACCAUCAUCAAUCUCAAGGCCACUGACCCAGACCAGGGAGCCAAUGGGGAGGUGGAGUAUUCACUCAGCAAGCACACACGCCCCGAGGUUCAGAGGUUAUUCUAUGUGGAUCCCCAAACUGGAGCUGUUAGUAUCGCAGCACCUCUGGACUAUGAGGCCCAUCCCUCUUAUGAAGUAGUCAUACAGGCUCGUGAUCGUGGGCCCAAUGCGAUCCCCGCACACUGUAAACUGCACGUCAAGCUGAGAGAUGUAAAUGAUAAUGCACCGAGGAUCCACAUGACCUGGACACCACCAAACUCACCUGUGGCGACUGUGCUGGAAGGGGCACAGGAGGACACUUUCCUUGCUCUGGUGAUGGUCUCUGAUGCAGACUCAGGAGCAAAUGGCAAAGUGAGAGCGUACAUUCAGGAAGGAUCCGGCCCUUUCCGCCUAAAACGCAUACACGGAGACAAUUACAUGAUUGUUACCAAUGGCAGCCUGGAUCGAGAGAAGGUAAUGCAGUACAACAUCACACUCCUCGCCCAAGACUAUGGAGACCCCCCUCUCUCUUGUGUUAAACACCUGCCUGUCCGUGUUCUGGAUGAGAACGACAACGCCCCAUUGUUCUCGACGUCCCUUUAUAAGGCUUCCUUGGAGGAGAACAACAUGGCAGGCUUCCACGCUCUCAAAGUUGAAGCCCACGAUGUUGACCUGGAGCUCAGUGGAAGAGUGUCCUACUACUUACACAACUCCAAUGAAGUGGACUCUAACUCACAGUCUUUCACAAUCCAUCCAACUAGUGGUGUCAUAAGCGUCCAGCGUCCUCUAGACUACGAGGAAUCCCGCACCUACUCUUUUAUUGUUGAGGCUGUUGAUCAGGGUUAUCCACCUCUCACAAGCACUGCCAAUGUUCAAAUCGACAUCCAGGAUGUGAACGACAACUACCCAGUCAUCACAGAGCCGAAACCUAGAAAGGGUGUGGCUUCUCUAAGUGUACCUGUCAACGCAAACAAGGGGGAAAUUGUGACUGAGCUGGGGAAUGACUUGGAAGAGGCAUCCACCAGUUUGCCAAUCGAUCAUGCAGUAAGAGAUGCAGUUGGAUUCCUAGCAUCGACUAUAAAGGCAGAAGACUCCGAUUCAGGGCUAAAUGGACAAAUCAGCUACCUCAUAACUGAUGGAAACCCGUACGGACUGUUUCUGCUGGAUCAGGCUACAGGCCAGCUAUUUGUUAAUACCACAAAUGCCACUGAGCUCAUUGGGAAAACCUUUAAGGUGAACAUUGCUGUGUCUGACAUGGGCAGUCCAAGCCUAACCACCAAGGCGACUCUGGAGGUAACCUUCAUCAACCUCAAGGACCAUCUGAAGAACUCGUCACCUGGUAACCGCGGCGAGCUCAGCUUCACCAUGAUGAUGGCGAUCUGCCUGGGUGCUACUUGCCUGCUGCUCCUGUUGGCCAUCGCUUUGGUGACAACCUUCUGCCGACCAGAGAAACGUGACAACCGAGCUUACAACUGCAGAGAGGCGGAAUCAACCUACACUCGCCACCCACGGCGUCCACAGAAGAACAUUAGGAAGUCUGACAUCCAGUUAAUUCCUGUGAUUAGAGGCCGAAAGGAGGAGCCUCCAGAGGAUGAUAGUGAAGCCCAGCCACUGGCUUCGACUCCAAUGAUGCAAGAGGAACAACAAACUGAGAGGCAGUAUACCUUAACGUCAGCAGCUAUGAACACAAGCUUCCAUUCCCAAGGCUACCAAGAUGGGGAUGCCAUUCAACCUGUCACCAACCACUGCAGAACUCUUCGGAAACCUGGAAACAUUGAACUGGAUGGUAGUUUGCCUCUAACACCUGCCACCUCAUACCACACUCUUCGGAAACCUAGGAACCCUUCAUCGUCCUCUUCAGUCUCACAUUCCAGCACCCUGAAACGCAAGAUUCUUGCUGGAGGCCAAGAGGUGGAACCAUUGAGUUCAGAACCUCAAGCAACCCUCAGGAGGCCGAAAACAUCAGAGGGACGAGGGGGUCGUGAUGCAGAACAACGGCAGAUUCUUCGAAACCUGGUUCGUCUGUCAAUGGCUGCGUUUGGAGACUCCAUUGAGCUUUCAUCAGCUUCCCCAGAAGUGCAGCAGAUCUCCCAGCUCCUCUCUCUCCUCCACCAGGGUCAGCUGCAGCCGAGGCCAAACUUCAGAGGGAACAAAUACUCUCAUCGUAACGGCAGAUAUGGUCAGGACUGCUCUGAUUGGCAGAGCACCAAAGACAGCGGACACGGUGAGAGUGAGGCUGGAGAUGUCGACUGGGAACCAGGAAGAGAGUCUCCAAUAGACCCCCAGCUGGAGGAAGGGUUUAAAAACCUGUUCAACAGCCCAGAUGACGUCUUCUCCGAUCUCAACGAUCCAGCCUGGAUGGCCAGACUCUCUCUUCCCCUCGCCGCCGAUUAUCACGACAAUGUUUUUGUCCCUAAUGGGCCUCCGUCCCCUGAAAGUGAGCUCCUUCCCCGGGAUGGCCUGGACAGCUCGUCCUUCUCCACCUUCGGUAAAACUCCAGAGAAGGACGGCCCACUGGGCGGGGCCCUCCUGUCUGAGGUCAGCACGUUGUUUGAGAUGCUGAUGACUCAGAAGGCCGACACCCACCCCGGCCCGCGACCGGACGUCCUGUACCGGCUCUCUGCAGCGUACCGGCGCUCGCUGGGCCUUGACGGCACCGCCACGACUGCAGCAGGAAACGCCGCAAAGAACUCGGGGAACUCGGAGAAGAGGUCGGGCCUGGCUCCAGCCUCUGGACUUUAUCAAUGAGUCGUUAAAUGUGUUCAUUAAACACUGGAAGAGACUGAAGAUGCUCAGUGCGGAAAUUAAGAGGAAGAAAGUGUUGGAGAAGUGGGUUUGGAUUUUUGAGGCAUUAUGUGAUAAAAUACUUUAAAAUGAUUGAAAUGACUUCAACUGUAAACACCACUGCUAUGAUAAAUCUGAAUAUAAAUAUAAGGAGGAGGGGCUUUUAAUACUCCUGUGCCUUUAAGAAAACUGAAGGCCUCACAGAAGACACAUCCAGUUCCUACAUGAAGCUAGUUCUUUUUUCUUCUGUCAACAUGAAUUACACUUCUCAGGUCUUUUCUAGUCCAUGUCCUGUUCACACAAAGAGAUUCACACCAGAUUGAAUAUCCGGCAUCACACACUCAAGGGGAAACUUAAGAGAUGUCGUCCUCUCGCUAUAUAUGGCCCCCAUCUACGCUCAAACGUGCACACUACAUGAUUUGAUCAAGAAGGUUAAUGUCACACUGCAGGGUAGGAUUGAGAUUGUUCAGCCAUAAAUAACCUAGUAGUAUUAAUAAAGUGUGUGCCGGCCUCAUGUAGAGGUUAUGGUACUGCAGUUUCAACUUCAUGCAAAUGUUCUGGGCUAAACUUGGGACAGACAACCAAUAGAGCUGAUUUGAGCUAUAUAGAGUUGUUUUUUACUCCAAUUAGUCUCCUACAUAUUUGUUUUUAUUGCAAUCAUUAUCCUCCUGAUUAUCUGCAGUAAAACCUAAAUAAGCUACCCACAUAUAUGUUUUAAAUAUAAUUGUGAACUACUGAUUUGGGAUGUCAUAUGAAGCUUUGCAUCAAUUGUCACAACUUAAAAAAAUAUAAAUAUAUCAGUUCACAUUUAUUCUGACUGUGUUGGACAGAACAAACAAAAUGCUGAUAAAAUUCAAGCUUAAAAGUGUGAUUCUUACGUUUUAAUAAGCGGAGGGGAU